Messenger RNA from Lobosporangium transversale, 741 nucleotides. RefSeq lists its product as hypothetical. The record is from RefSeq and is a predicted model, not a curated record. Lineage: Eukaryota; Fungi; Mortierellomycota; Mortierellomycetes; Mortierellales; Mortierellaceae. The transcript has a single exon. Bases 1 to 741 code for a protein of 246 amino acids.
AUGAAUACCACCUCAUACACGGAUACGCCUCAUUACCGGCACUCAUCUGGAGGAACUUUAACCUCAAUCGACUGCGAAGUGGACGAAGAGAGCCCUACCUCUUUCAUGGAUAACCAGGACGUUGCAGGCUAUAAGAACGACUCUUCCUCAUCUCUUGGAUACCCACAUGACGCUGCCGUACAUCAGCUUCAAACAUCACCAUCACACAUGCAUCAGCCACAUCAUCUACAACAACAGCAACACUCUUUUUCCAACUCAAGCCAACCCCUGUCCGGCUUCGCCACGCCACAAAGUUCACCUUUGUCCCUGGGUAGCAACCACCGGCGCAAUGACAAUGAUUCUAAUUCAUAUCAGUAUAGUAGUGGAAGCGAGGAGGGUCAUGAACCAUAUAUGUCAUACGAGUCUACAUCGCUAGAUGAUCUACCACAUUCAAGCGCGUAUCGUGUUCGACGGGAUUCUGGAUUGCCGCCCAUCAAAAUGACAGCUGCCAAGAGGCUUCCUCCAUUCAAUGCGAAUUUGUCAUCCAUUCCAGCAGAGUCCCAGAUCGUAGAAGAGGAGGAAGAGGGAGAUGAAGAUAGCCAGGGCGAGCAUGGGAGAGAGUUUAGUAGCCUCAAUCACGAGGGCGGGGGCGAGAGCAUACCGCUCCAUGACGACAGGCAACAGUCCAUGCAGAUGCGAGAUCGGAAUUUGGACACUAGGCACUUGAGCAAUGUGUCGAGGACCAUGUCAAAACAAAGGUGA